Molecule: messenger RNA, 3604 nt
Organism: Pteronotus mesoamericanus
Lineage: Eukaryota; Metazoa; Chordata; Mammalia; Chiroptera; Mormoopidae
Gene: TELO2
Product: telomere maintenance 2
Exons: 21
Coding region: 323-2800 (825 amino acids)
Biological process (GO): telomere maintenance via telomerase; protein stabilization
Cellular component (GO): cytosol
Molecular function (GO): Hsp90 protein binding; telomeric repeat DNA binding
Source: RefSeq, a predicted model, not a curated record
UUCUCCACGAGAUUCGUCAAGAUUGGUCAGCCGGCACCCACAAGUCCAAAGAAACUCAGUGGCAACUCUGCCUGGAAGAGGGAGCUCGUGCUCCCCGGUCCCGCGCGUUGUGAACUAGGAGUUGGGGCUGCGCCUCGGCGGCCGCAGUGACUCGACUGCGGCGGGUUCACAGCGGCGGAGUAGGGUCUGGGCCGGCUUGCGGCCACUCCCGGGACCGAGCGGUUGUGCGCCGCUCCGAGAACCCUGCCCUCCGCCGACGCCGUCCUCCAGCCCCCGAGACCCCCUCCCAUCCCACGAGACCCCCUUCUGUCACUCCACGAGGAUGGACUCAGGGCUCUCUUCGGUCCGGCUCACCGUCCGGGAGGCUGUUCACACCAUUUCAUCUUCUGAGGAUGGUGGCUCCAUCUUCUCCACUCUUGGGUCUCUGAAGCGGUAUCUCGGAGUGACAGAGAACCCAGCCCUCCCUGAGGAGCAGGAAGAGUUUGCCAGGGUCCACUUUUCUGCCUUGCUCAGGUGCCUUGUUGGCAAGCUGAGCCCAGACUGGCUGGAGCUGCUGCCCAAUGGCCAGUUGGAGGAGUUGUGGGCCAGCUUCUUCCUGGAGGGCCCCGCUGACCAAGCCUUCCUGGCGCUGAUGGAGGCCCUUGAGGACGCUGCAGGUCCCAGUUUCCGUCUGAUGAAGAUGGCACGGCUGCUGGCCCGGUUCCUGAGCAAGGGCAGGAUGGCUGCUGUCAUGGAGGGGCAGUGUCGGCAGCAGACAGAGCCAGCCUUUCCUCUGCUCCAGGAGACGCUCCUAAUCAAGGUGGUAGGCUUGCCCGACCGCCUGGGCAACUGUCUGCAGCAUGAGAACCUCGCUGAGUUCUUCCCUCAGAACUACUUUCCUCUGCUUGGGGAGGAGGCCAUGCGGGUGCUGCAGGCGGUCGUGGACUCUCUCCGAGGCGGCUUGGACUGUUCUGUCUCCUUCGUGUCACAGGUCCUCGGGAAAGUCUGUGUCUAUGGGAGGCAGAAGGAGAUCCUGGGCGUGCUGGUGCCCAGGCUGACGGCACUCACCGAGGGCAACUGCCUUUGGCAGCGCGUCUGCUGGCGCCUGGUGGAAUGUGUGCCUGACCGGGCCAUGGAGGCCGUGCUGACAGGGAUUAUAGAGGCUGCCCCCGGGCCUGAAGUCCUCUCCCGACUACUGGGGAACCUGGUGAUGAAGAGUAAGAAGGCCCAGUUUGUGAUGACUCAGAAGCUUCUGUUCCUGCAGUACAGAUACAUGACGCCUAUGCUGCAGAGCCUGCUGGGGUACCUGGCCCUGGACAGCCAGCGGCGCCCUCUCCUUGUAAAGGUGCUGAAGGAGCUCCUGGAGAUGUGGGGCAGCAGCAGCGCCAUCCGCCACACACCACUGCCACAGCAGCAGUAUGUCAGCAAGGCUGUCCUCAUCUGCUUGAUGCACCUGGGGGACACGGAGCUCUGGGACAGCCGAGACGAGUUGCAGGCCAGUCUGAUGGCAGGAGUGAAGUGCCGCCUGGACAGCAGUCUGCCUGCCGUGCGCCGCCUGGGCAUGGUUGUGGCUGAGGUGGUUAGUGCCCGCAUCCACCCGGAGGGCCCUCCCCUGAAGUUCCAGUAUGAAGAGGAUGAACUGACCUGUGAGCUGCUGGCCUUGGCCAUGCCCCAGCCUGCUGCUGACAGUCCCUUGGAGGCGGGCCCAUCUAUUGCUGCAGUCACUGCAGAGGCCCCUGACAAACAGACCGUAGACGGUGGAAUCCCCCAGGUCCGGCCACAGGGCUCUGACUCCGAGCUUGACAGUGAUGAUGAGUUUGUCCCGUACGACAUGUCAGGGGACCAAGAGCUGAAGAGCAGCAAGAUGCCCAAGUAUGUCCGGGACUGCAUCGAAGCCCUGACCACGUCUGAGGACUGUGAGUACUGGGAGGCGGCCCUGCGGGCCGUUGAGGGGCUGGUCUUCAGGAGCCCGGCUGCCACUCGGGAGGUGAGCGUGGAGCUGGCCAAAGUGCUCCUGCACCUGGAGGAGAAGACAAGUGUGGUGGGAUUUGAGGGGCUGCGCCAGAGAGCCCUGGUGGCUCUCAUUGUCACAGACCCAGCCCGGGUGGCGGAGUAUCUGACCUCACAGUUCUACGCUGUCAACUACAGCCUCAGGCAGCGUAUGGACAUCCUGGAUGUCCUGACUCUGGCAGCCCAGGAGCUGUCUCGGCCUGGGCGCCUUGGGAAGGCUCCCCACGGUGGCUCCCUGGGCUCCACUUGCCAGCCCAGCUGCACUGUGGCUCCCACCUGGCAAGCAGUAGUGGAUGAGAGGGUCAGAAGGAAGACCCGGCGCUUCUCGAAGGGCUCUCCCAGGCAAGGACCAGCUGGCAGCCCCAACGAAUUCAACUCAGUGGCUGGCUACUUCUUCUUCCCCCUCAUUCAGGGUUUUGACAGGCCUCUGGUGACCUUUGACCUUUUGGGAGAUGACCAGUUCGUUCUUGGAAGACUGGCCCACACCUUAGGGGUUCUGAUGUACCUGGCUGUGAACACCACGGUGGCUGUGUCAAUGGGCAAGGCUCUGCUGGAAUUCGUGUGGGCCCUUCGCUUCCAUGGUGACGUCUAUGUGCGCCAGGGCUUGUUGUUCGCCGUCUCUUCUGUUCUGCUCAGCGUUCCGGCUGAGCGACUGCUGGCAGACCUGCCUGAUGAGCUGCUGGAGGCCCGGUCAUGGCUGGCAGAUGUGGCUGAGAAGGACCCAAAUGAGGACUGCAGGAUGCUGGCUGUGAAGGCGCUGCUGCUUUUGGAGAAACUCAAAGACAAGCUCCUUCCAGUGUCGUCUUCUUAGUUCCUUGCUACCAUUCCUGCUGGAAGAAGGGAGGGACAGGAGGGCCGAGCACCAGGCCCGAGGAGCCAGGCUGACCCAUGUGCUUGUAGUACAGCCACUUGAGGGUCAGGCCGUCUACCUGGUACUGAGUGUGCAAGCAGGAAGGCCCGCACCCACGCUGCUGCUCAUAGCGCAGAAGGUCUGGGUGCUCAGCCAGAAGUCCACGCCAGGGCCUCUGGGUGCUGCCCCCAACAACAGAGCACCCUGAACACUGGGGUGGGGGGUCCCGAGGAGGGACAUGGGGCAGGCUCUGUGGGCAGCUGUAGAGGAGGAUGGGGAGGGUGCUGCUACUCAGGGCCUGGAUCUGCUCCAGCGGGCUGCUAGGCUCCUGUGAGCUUACUGCUGUGUCCUCAACCCCAUUGCUCACCUAAAGGUAGGUGAUGUUAAAAAAAAAAGAAAAAAAAAAUUAAAAAGGAGCUACAGGUGCUCAGCCCCAUGCUUCGCGGUUCUCACUGCUUGGGCAGGGACCUCAGUGCCUUGAUAAGCCCUCCAGAGGGGAGACAUGAAAACGGGUAGGACAGGGCAGGAAGGGGACACAGUCCUCGGAGGAAAUAAACUUUAUUAGGAGAGUUUCAGCAGACGGUGGGUGGCACCUGAGGUCACCCUCCCCUUUUUGUGCUUUGGUGCCAGCUCUUCCCUCAAACUGGGAGAUGGUGACAGGAAGAGCACAGGCUACCUCACAGAGAGAAUCCACCCCCGGCCACUCUGGUGUCUCCUCAGGAAUGGCCCUGUGGUCAGGAAUGUGGUUAUCCUGCUGAAAAAUGU